CGACGAAUGUGCAACCAAUAGCCACAAUUGUGAUGUAAAUGCAAACUGCUCCAACACCAUGGGAUCUUUCGACUGCGCUUGCAAUCCUGGAUUCACGGGCAGCGGGAGAACCUGCGAAGAUAUCGAUGAGUGCAUCAGAAACGAUGUCUGUAUAAACGGAUUAUGCAACAAUCAAAAUGGAUCUUAUGAAUGCAACUGCUCCAGUGGAUAUGUCUUGAGCCAUUAUGGAGAUGAAUGCAUUGACAUCAACGAGUGCUCUUCAAAAUUUAGCAAUCCAUGUGUACAAGGAGUGUGCACCAAUAAAAAUGGAUCUUAUACAUGCCGCUGUUCCGCUGGGUUCAUGUUGAGCCCUGAUAAUAGUACUUGCAUUGACAUCAACGAGUGCUCUUCAAAAUUUAGCAAUCCCUGUGUACAAGGAGUGUGCACCAAUAAAGAUGGAUCUUAUACAUGCCGCUGUUCCGCUGGGUUCAUGUUGAGCCCUGAUAAUAGUACUUGCAUUGACAUCAACGAGUGCUCUUCAAAAUUUAGCAAUCCAUGUGUACAAGGAGUGUGCACCAAUAAAAAUGGAUCUUAUACAUGCCGCUGUUCCGCUGGGUUCAUGUUGAGCCCUGAUAAUAGUACUUGCAUUGACAUCAACGAGUGCUCUUCAAAAUUUAGCAAUCCCUGUGUACAAGGAGUGUGCACCAAUAAAAAUGGAUCUUAUACAUGCCGCUGUUCCGCUGGGUUCAUGUUGAGCCCUGAUAAUAGUACUUGCAUUGACAUCAACGAGUGCUCUUCAAAAUUUAGCAAUCCCUGUGUACAAGGAGUGUGCACCAAUAAAAAUGGAUCUUAUACAUGCCGCUGUUCCGCUGGGUUCAUGUUGAGCCCUGAUAAUAGUACUUGCAUUGACAUCAACGAGUGCUCUUCAAAAUUUAGCAAUCCCUGUGUACAAGGAGUGUGCACCAAUAAAGAUGGAUCUUAUACAUGCCGCUGUUCCGCUGGGUUCAUGUUGAGCCCUGAUAAUAGUACUUGCAUUGACAUCAACGAGUGCUCUUCAAAAUUUAGCAAUCCCUGUGUACAAGGAGUGUGCACCAAUAAAAAUGGAUCUUAUACAUGCCGCUGUUCCGCUGGGUUCAUGUUGAGCCCUGAUAAUAGUACUUGCAUUGACAUCAACGAGUGCUCUUCAAAAUUUAGCAAUCCCUGUGUACAAGGAGUGUGCACCAAUAAAAAUGGAUCUUAUACAUGCCGCUGUUCCGCUGGGUUCAUGUUGAGCCCUGAUAAUAGUACUUGCAUUGACAUCAACGAGUGCUCUUCAAAAUUUAGCAAUCCCUGUGUACAAGGAGUGUGCACCAAUAAAGAUGGAUCUUAUACAUGCCGCUGUUCCGCUGGGUUCAUGUUGAGCCCUGAUAAUAGUACUUGCAUUGACAUCAACGAGUGCUCUUCAAAAUUUAGCAAUCCCUGUGUACAAGGAGUGUGCACCAAUAAAGAUGGAUCUUAUACAUGCCGCUGUUCCGCUGGGUUCAUGUUGAGCCCUGAUAAUAGUACUUGCAUUGACAUCAACGAGUGCUCUUCAAAAUUUAGCAAUCCCUGUGUACAAGGAGUGUGCACCAAUAAAAAUGGAUCUUAUACAUGCCGCUGUUCCGCUGGGUUCAUGUUGAGCCCUGAUAAUAGUACUUGCAUUGACAUCAACGAGUGCUCUUCAAAAUUUAGCAAUCCCUGUGUACAAGGAGUGUGCACCAAUAAAGAUGGAUCUUAUACAUGCCGCUGUUCCGCUGGGUUCAUGUUGAGCCCUGAUAAUAGUACUUGCAUUGACAUCAACGAGUGCUCUUCAAAAUUUAGCAAUCCCUGUGUACAAGGAGUGUGCACCAAUAAAAAUGGAUCUUAUACAUGCCGCUGUUCCGCUGGGUUCAUGUUGAGCCCUGAUAAUAGUACUUGCAUUGACAUCAACGAGUGCUCUUCAAAAUUUAGCAAUCCCUGUGUACAAGGAGUGUGCACCAAUAAAGAUGGAUCUUAUACAUGCCGCUGUUCCGCUGGGUUCAUGUUGAGCCCUGAUAAUAGUACUUGCAUUGACAUCAACGAGUGCUCUUCAAAAUUUAGCAAUCCCUGUGUACAAGGAGUGUGCACCAAUAAAAAUGGAUCUUAUACAUGCCGCUGUUCCGCUGGGUUCAUGUUGAGCCCUGAUAAUAGUACUUGCAUUGACAUCAACGAGUGCUCUUCAAAAUUUAGCAAUCCCUGUGUACAAGGAGUGUGCACCAAUAAAAAUGGAUCUUAUACAUGCCGCUGUUCCGCUGGGUUCAUGUUGAGCCCUGAUAAUAGUACUUGCAUUGACAUCAACGAGUGCUCUUCAAAAUUUAGCAAUCCCUGUGUACAAGGAGUGUGCACCAAUAAAAAUGGAUCUUAUACAUGCCGCUGUUCCGCUGGGUUCAUGUUGAGCCCUGAUAAUAGUACUUGCAUUGACAUCAACGAGUGCUCUUCAAAAUUUAGCAAUCCCUGUGUACAAGGAGUGUGCACCAAUAAAAAUGGAUCUUAUACAUGCCGCUGUUCCGCUGGGUUCAUGUUGAGCCCUGAUAAUAGUACUUGCAUUGACAUCAACGAGUGCUCUUCAAAAUUUAGCAAUCCCUGUGUACAAGGAGUGUGCACCAAUAAAAAUGGAUCUUAUACAUGCCGCUGUUCCGCUGGGUUCAUGUUGAGCCCUGAUAAUAGUACUUGCAUUGACAUCAACGAGUGCUCUUCAAAAUUUAGCAAUCCCUGUGUACAAGGAGUGUGCACCAAUAAAAAUGGAUCUUAUACAUGCCGCUGUUCCGCUGGGUUCAUGUUGAGCCCUGAUAAUAGUACUUGCAUUGACAUCAACGAGUGCUCUUCAAAAUUUAGCAAUCCCUGUGUACAAGGAGUGUGCACCAAUAAAAAUGGAUCUUAUACAUGCCGCUGUUCCGCUGGGUUCAUGUUGAGCCCUGAUAAUAGUACUUGCAUUGACAUCAACGAGUGCUCUUCAAAAUUUAGCAAUCCCUGUGUACAAGGAGUGUGCACCAAUAAAAAUGGAUCUUAUACAUGCCGCUGUUCCGCUGGGUUCAUGUUGAGCCCUGAUAAUAGUACUUGCAUUGACAUCAACGAGUGCUCUUCAAAAUUUAGCAAUCCCUGUGUACAAGGAGUGUGCACCAAUAAAAAUGGAUCUUAUACAUGCCGCUGUUCCGCUGGGUUCAUGUUGAGCCCUGAUAAUAGUACUUGCAUUGAUCUCGACGAAUGUGCAACCAAUAGCCACAAUUGUGAUGUAAAUGCAAACUGCUCCAACACCAUGGGAUCUUUCGACUGCGCUUGCAAUCCUGGAUUCACGGGCAGCGGGAGAACCUGCGAAGAUGUGGAUGAGUGCACUACCAACACACACAUUUGUGAUGAAAAUGCAGAUUGUCUCAACGAUGUUGGGUCUCACACGUGCACCUGCAAUGUAGGAUUCACCGGAAGCGGAAACAAAUGCCGAGAUAUCAAUGAGUGUACGGCCAACACACACGAUUGUGAUGAAAAUGCAGACUGUGUCAACACUAUAGGGUCUUUCACGUGCUCCUGCCAUGCGGGAUUCACCGGAAACGGAGCCAAAUGCACAGAUAUCAAUGAGUGUACGGCCAACACACACGGUUGUGAUGAAAAUGCAGACUGUGUCAACACUGAUGGGUCUUUCACGUGCUCCUGCAACGCGGGAUUCACCGGAAACGGGACCGAAUGCACAGCGAGUAGACGGUCCCAGCAGAGAAAAUCCUCCCGCCGUCUGGUUGCAGUGGUUACAUCUGUUGUAGUCGUAUUUGUCGUCCUCCUCAUCGUUGGCAUCAUUAUUGCUGUUCUUUGUUGCAGACGACGGAAUUUGACCAAGCAAGGCCAGCAGGAACGUGGAUUAAAGAAGAGAGGUGAACAGAAAAACGUGUCUGAGUUCGACCAAAGGAAGUCUACUAGUAGUCAAGUGGGUCUGUACAAUCCAACAUUCACCAAUGGAUCCGCCCUGGAGGCUAAUCAGGAAGCAGAGUACACUGAGCUCGAAGCUAUCUAGAAUCAUUGUCAUCACUUGGGGUCCAUUCGUAAAAAUUAUAAUAACAGUCAAAAGCCACUGAAUCCCUUCAAUCUGAUUGGCUGAUAGAAAUUAUGCACUUAUAUGUAUAACAGGUUUUAAUGAAACGGGCCCCUUGUCUGGCAACAACAUCGUCAGUCAAGUUGUCAGAUCUGAGAAAAAACUGUAACUAGUCGCAAACUACAGGAUUUGUCAGCUACAUUCGACAAAUGCUGCCCAUGGGUGUGUAUUGUACUUUUGAAACCAUUUUUAAGCAAUAAUUUUAUACGAUGAGUAUUAAGAGUAAUGGUGUCAAUAGACAUAUGGGCGAAUUUAAUCCGAAUGAAAAAAUAUACAAAACACAUGAAAAAAAGACACUGACAAGCAAAAUUUUGACAUAGGCAAUGUCAUUUUUUUUUCGAAAUAUGUAAUACAUUGGCCAAUGGGGAGUUCAAAUAGGAAACAGUUUGCCAAUGUUUAUCUGUAAAUUGCAAUUGAAACACCCCUUUUCAGUCAUUGCGAACGUUAUUCGAUGAACAAGAAUAAAAGAAAAUGCCAUUGAGAGCAGAGAGUGUUGGUAUCGCGGGGUUAAGCAAUCUUUCGUAAUGAGCAAAAUCUAACCGAAUAUUUGCCUGUAUGAAAAUGUACCGAAUUGACAUCCAAUCCAAUUAUACCGACAUAGAUUCCUCAAUUGGAAAAAAGUUUACUCACGAAGGGGGAACUUUCACUGAAAUCAAGUUGGUAAAAAAUAUGAUUGAAAGAAAAAAGGUUGAAAGAUGAGACCAGAAGAAAAGAUUGAAAAAUGAAACCCACCUAAAAAUACGGCUGUUCACAGGGAAUUAUCAACUUUUAACAUUGUGAAAUCAUAUGUUAUGCAAUCCGUAAGAAAUGUUUAGAAUUUCAAGCAACGUUGUUGAUGCGCAUCACUUAAUAUACAUAUUUAAUAAACAUAUUUAGUAUACAUAUUUAAACAGUCAAGCUGUUAACAAUUGUUACAAAGUUAAACGAUAGUUAUUAGAGAAACGGGCUUAAACAGUGUUGUUAACAAUUUUAAACAUCGUUUUACAUUGGAAUUUAAAAUGUAAGUAUACUGCAAAAACACCGGUGUUAAUUUAACACCAGCCUGGUAUCUAUAUCGUUCCACACCAGAUAGGAGUUGAAACAAGACCUGUUUGGCGUUUGGCUAACACCAAUUCGGCAUUUAAGCAACACCCAUUAGUGCUAAACCAAUAUCGGUUUGAUUAUAAAAUAGUGUUGUUUCAACACCUCUCUGGUAUGGACCGAUAUAGAUACCGGGCUGGUGUUAAAUCAACAACGGUGUUUUUGCAGCGUAUAUUUCUUUUUUUAAUAGUUCGAUGGAUCAUGGUGAUGACUUAAAACGUUUUCUAUUAAAGGGAUCCGAGUAUGAAAUAAAAUAUUUUUCUAGGGUGGCACUCCCCUUUAUAUGGGAGAAGAAACUAAUAAAUAUAUUGAAUUAUGUUUGCCGGAAACUAAGGAAUUUAACAAUUGAAUUUAUUAAUCGUAAAUAAAACAAUUUUCAAGUACAUGUUAUACGGAAUAACUUAUAAGUUUGGUAAUCCUUCUUUUAUUGUUACUAUUUAUUCGUUAUCAAUUGAUCACUUUUUUCACAUACAUUAAUAGCUGCAGUAAAAGUAAUGAACGCUUGAUGAGAUGGAGUAACAGCAAAUAAAAUAUCUUUGAACAAGGUUAAAAACCGCCAGCAGAAAGUAUGUCAGGCAUGCACUUUGCUCAACAUCUCUUGCAAUUGUGUAGACAAAUGAUUCCCGCAUGACUCCGCAUCUAUAGGUUAUACAUAAAGGGAAAUAUGCUUUUGUGAUGAUAAUUACUUUUUCGCCGCAUCUUGGUCUGGUUAUAUGUGUAGUACAUAAUUCGGAGGCAUGCGAAAAUUAACUAUGCAAUAUGUCCUGAAAUAUGACUCAAAUUUGCUCGAUUGGGCAUGUGCGGGCACUCAUCUGCCAUAUACAGUAAUGAAUAACAAUAUUCCACCGACCACAUUGGAAAUUUUCAUUCGCCGCAAACGAUCGGAAGUGUUAAAAUCUGGUUACAGUAAAGGUCAAAUUCUUUUUUCACUAAUUAAAGGUUAAUUGAUAUAAUAUGGGCAAAUAUCUCGUCGUAAUAGUGCUUGGUUAUUGAUGUUUUGUCAUGCAUUCCAAUUUCAGUUUGUUUAUUAAUAUGAAACAUAAAAAAUUGAUACAAAUGAAUGUUCGUAAAAUUUCACCCCUCGGAUUUCUUCAUUGAAACUGGCGGCUUCGAAGGCGGACAUCAAAAAGGUCCUUAUUGCCGUUCUUUCUUUUGUGCUUCUUUAGAAAUGAACAGCUGCUUGAAUAAAUUUGUUGCCUGUUGGAACUCCAGUCAUAGAAUCUUCUUGAUCAUACGUGUCUAUAACCAAUUCUAGGUUAAUAUACAAUUUUAUCCAUUAUGUUAUGUAUUUUGGGAAGUUUCUAGUGCUUUAGUAAUUUUGUGGAAAGGUUGUUCAUAUCUAUAUUGAAUAUAAGGAAUUAAGGUACAUGUCGUAACGUAAUAUAUCUACUAUUAAAGGCUUUGUAUAUUAAA
Lytechinus pictus (painted urchin) is the source of this 6586-nucleotide messenger RNA. RefSeq names its product fibrillin-1-like. Gene Ontology annotation, cellular component: extracellular region. Gene Ontology annotation, molecular function: chitin binding; calcium ion binding. The record is from RefSeq and is a predicted model, not a curated record. The transcript is spliced from 32 exons. Bases 59 to 4015 code for a protein of 1318 amino acids. Lineage: Eukaryota; Metazoa; Echinodermata; Echinoidea; Temnopleuroida; Toxopneustidae.